UUAUGAAAUAGGUUUCUCAAAAGGUCUGUGCUGACGUUCCAAGAAAGGUUAUCUGGAUGCCCAUUGUCCUAUUUCCCACCUUUGACCCUCAAGUCUGAGUCACCCACAGCACCUCACGAGUGUUCCAUGAUGUCGAUUAUCACAAUGAGCCUCUGCUUUGGCCCAUUGACCCAACACCCCACGUCAACCUGCAAUUCGGGUGGCGCAUCGAAUUCAGCUCGCCUGAAGAUUCCUUUGGCCUCCAUCACAACGUUCCGCGUGAAAUAUAAAGUGCGCGGCAGUUUUCGAUGCAAGUAUACUCUAUGGUCAAUUCUCUGCCACUGUUCUACUCAACGAUGAUCACUGUUGAAGAACUACCUCCAUUCACGUCCUUCAUAUAUAAAGACGAACCUCGAUACCUGAAGCUUGAAGUGCUGGGGCCCGAUGAACUAAAUCAAGUUCUGGACUAUAUUGAAAAGAACAAGAACAAAGGCGCAAAAUACUUGAAGGAAGUACGCGAGGCCGUUUUUGUCUUGUCUCAGGAGCAUCUUGAAGCCGAUUCCGAUCAAACCUCCUCUAUGACGUCUGUCUCCUACUGCGAACUUAUCAUCCGAUUUCUCCGGGACUACGCCUGCGUGUCAUGGGACGUGACCCUCAGUGGAUUGCAAGUCUUCCCUCUCAAGUACCUCCAGAAGCUAGAUGCUAGAUGUGUCCCCGUCUGCAAGCUCGCCUUGAUCGACUGUAAAUUCGAGAAAUUCGACGAGCUCCUUGCCUUGCUUUCGAUUUUCCAGCCCUUCUGGAAAUUUGGACUGGUUAGGACAACCUGGUCGAAUGCUGUAAAUGAAUCACAGAUACAGUUGAAGUCCAAAGAGUUUCGACCGCACUUCUAUUACUUGCGGAAACUAACUAUCUACGUUACGAAUGCUCUCGAAGUAGCCCUCUGGAAACCCAUAAUGGAAUACCCCUGGUUGCGAAUAACCGAUCUUGCAAUCACUUGGAAUAAGGAAUACGACCUCAUUCCCACAUUUCAUCUAAUGAGACUUCCUUUGUGCCGAAUCCUACGCAUCAAGAUUGUCUCGCGACCCGUUCCUCCGACUGGAUAUCCCCUAUCGGACUCAGCGCCUAGAGCUAGUGGCACUCUCAGAUGGAUGGCUCAACUUUUCCCUUCGUCUUCAGCGCCUGGACCAGACGACGCCUACCCACGCUACCCUGCAAAGUCUCCCAAUUUCGGAGUGAACGACACAACCUACAAAGACUGGCUCAACUACGUCGAGAUCGAUUACUCGGAGAUGGACGUUUCUUUGUUUACCUCACCGGUAUGGCGUGAUCUGGAUAUCAGGCUGAAGGGACUAGUUUGCAAGAAUCGUUACAACGGGAUUAAGCGCGUAGUGUUCAAAAGUCCAGCUUGUCUUAAAGGACAACCGGAGCGUGCUUGUGGUUUAUUCUUCAACUGCAUCCCAAGUUUGGGAGACGAGGCUUGUGGUAUGAUUGACAUUCUAGAGGCAGACGACUCGACGGAACAGUUGCCCUACACUUAUUUUAAGUUUACCUAGCUUACUCGCUGGACAUGGACGGUCGUAAUUCUAUUCUUGCAUGUAUGCUCCCCCUCAUUGCUAGUCAAUGUAAUAUCAUUACAAC
This is a messenger RNA of Somion occarium, 1617 nucleotides long. Lineage: Eukaryota; Fungi; Basidiomycota; Agaricomycetes; Polyporales; Cerrenaceae. The record is from the annotation of a GenBank genome assembly.